Molecule: messenger RNA, 2913 nt
Organism: Mytilus trossulus (common blue mussel)
Lineage: Eukaryota; Metazoa; Mollusca; Bivalvia; Mytilida; Mytilidae
Product: zinc finger protein 75A-like
Exons: 2
Coding region: 199-1449 (416 amino acids)
Biological process (GO): regulation of transcription by RNA polymerase II
Molecular function (GO): DNA-binding transcription factor activity, RNA polymerase II-specific; RNA polymerase II cis-regulatory region sequence-specific DNA binding
Source: RefSeq, a predicted model, not a curated record
UGCGCCUGUCACACUCAUUCAGUUCCUCUGUAACUCAAACCUGUGCGUGUGCUUGUCGGUGGCUGCAUGGUAAUUUGAGGAGACUUGCAAGCCAUCCCUCCGAAGAGAAUCAGAAUGAUAAGAUGAACUGACGGGAGAGGUUGUGACACUUGUCUGAUUGUGCUUGUUUUAGUAUUGUGUCUGUGUCUAUGUUUAAAGAUGCCGAAGUCUUUUUUAUUUACCAACAAAAGAUUUACAGCUUACAAACAACAAUAUGGAAGUGCGACAAAUGACAACUCUUUUGAAGGAGUUUCGAAACAAGAAUCAACCCAUACCACUAACCAGAAUGAAACAGUUAACAUAAUUAGCGAAGAACACAGUGUCAUGAAUGUUCCGCUGUUACAGACAGACGAAACAUGGGAAACAUCAAGCUACAAUAGUAAUGCUAAUUCGAAUACAGUCAGAACGGAGGUCACGAGGAAAGAGUAUACUUUACCAAUUAUAAAGCAAAAAGAAAGAUUUCGUACUUUUGAGACAACUCAGUUCAACUCCCCACCACAACAAGCGCACUAUUCUUUCGAAACGAAUUGCGACACAUAUGAAAACAGACUGGAUGAUAGGCACCAACGUACUAUUUCAGAAAACUUUUAUAAGCAGACAAAACAAUACGAUGUCUCUGAUGGCGAAAGUGAUAGCGGGAUAUCAUUGAUUAGUGAAGAUAGCCGUCACGGAUAUUCACCAAAAUCAGAUUACGCAUACCACUGCUCGGAACACCUUUCGCUUUUAUUUGACUUCUUUAGUCCAAGAAAACCUGUUGUUCGUGAAACAGUUGUCGAAGAACAUCAAGAAGUUCGAAGAGCAUUGGACUUUAGUAUGCCAAACUAUCAAACGUCAACAUUGAGAAACACAGAAUCCCAAGACGAAAAAGCACAAUUUAUUGAGACAGAAGAAAUGUUUGCCUGCGCAGAUUGCGGAAAACGUUAUAGUACAUCGAGCAAUCUUGCCCGACAUCGCCAAACACACCGUAGUUCCGCCGACAAGAAAGCUCGACAAUGCCCACACUGUGACAAGGUUUACGUGUCUAUGCCAGCUUUUAGCAUGCAUGUCCGAACACAUAAUCAAGGUUGCGAAUGUCCAUACUGCGGCAAGAAGUUUAGUCGACCAUGGUUGCUGCAGGGUCAUAUUCGUACCCAUACGGGCGAGAAACCUUUUUCUUGUCCACAGUGCUCUAAAUGUUUCGCCGACAAGUCUAAUUUGCGUGCACAUGUUCAGACACAUUCAACAGAAAAGCCUUACGAGUGUGGGCGUUGCGGAAAAGCUUUUGCUCUGAAGAGUUACUUAUAUAAGCACGAAGAGUCGUCUUGUAUGCGUGGACAGAGAAGUGUACACAAGAGAAUAAGGAAAGGAACUGCGCUACAAGAACCAACAACGGCAAUGUUUGUAGAUGAACACGAAAGAAACUCUUGGUAAAAUAAUGAUUACAAUAGUAGGCGACACCAGAAAUAAUUUGAGGACCAAUUUAAUAUUAUAUUUUCUUCUUUUUUUCUAUUCCGUAAAAAUGGAACAACCAGACAGAAACAUUCCAUUCAUUUUAAAAUACAUUAUUGUAAGCGAUUUUCAUCUUUCUUUUAAACUACAUGUUUGAUUUUUUUAAUAACUUGUACUAGAAAGGAUGCGACGGCGAGAAGUUCUUACAUUCCUCUGUCGCAGCACGUGUAUUUUUUAUUGAAGUAGAAAUAAUUAUUCAUUUCAUCACUAUAGCUCAUACAUUUUAAUAUGCAAAGCACAUUUUAAAUAGGAAUAAUCCUGUCUUUUAAAGGCACCAUCGUAAUGUCAUUUUAGAUAUUUUUAUACUAAAGAGUCUAACUCUUUGAUUUUUUCUUGUACAACUGUGUGUUUUGUCCUGUGUGUAUUUGACAAAAAUCUGACGAUUUACUUAAACUUCUUUUUGAAAUGUGUGUAUUCAAAGUAUUUAUAAUGUUUUAAAGAUUUGAGAAAAGAGAAAAGGUCCAUCAAGCAAGACAUGAUAUGAAUUAUAUACGUACAUCAAAGAAAAACGUGUAAAACACAUUGUGUGACAUUAUUUAACAGCAGCUAGAGUUUAUUAUUUAAUUUAUUUGUUUGUAUUUUGUCCUUCUUAUUUUAAUAAUUUAUUUAUUUAUUGAGGUGUGUGUAGUUUUUUGUGGUUAUACGUUAUUUAUUGCAUGGAAGUGCUAAAGGCAGUACAGAACAGGAUAUGCAGACUGAGCACACAAAAUAAGUGCUAAAUCAGAUCUUUGGACAUUUUUAAAACAUGUGUUAUUUAAUAUUUAUUUAUUUAUUUAUUGUAUGUUGUUUGCAGUGUUGUUUUCGUUUUUAUAGGCAAGUAUUUAUUAUUUUUAUAUACUAUUUUUGCCAACAAAUUUUGAUUUUUUAUAUUUUUAUAAAAUAUGGUAUUUUUACUGUCAUUUUCAAAAGGCCUCUCAACAACUGUUUAUACAGAUCACCCAUUCAUUUUUUUUUAUCUCAUGAAUUUCAUUUCAUUUUUAACAUCCAAUACAUUUUAGGGCAAUUUAAUAUAUUUUUUUUGUAAAUAAAGAUUUUUUUAAUGUUAUAGGCGUCGGGGAGAGUGCAGCAAAAUGAAGUCUUAACGCUGCAUUUUGCACCAAAUAUUCAUACUUUUUUUCAAGAUUUGCUGACGUUUUCAGAAAAUACAAUUUUUUCAUCAUUUAAUUGAUCAGAACUUGUUAUCAAAGAAUCAAAACUUUUCAUAUUUGGUAUGUUUGUACUACUGGGUUACUGUCUUAUUGACGUUUAGCCCUGCACUUGUUUUAUUUAUAUUUAUAUUUUUCUAUAAUGAAGGUAAAAGAAAUAUAUAUAUCAACACGAAGGAGCUAAGAGCAAAGCUUGAACUUUAUUGGUUAUAUUUUAUAUAGUUUGACAUUGCUUAAAUAA